This is a messenger RNA of Schistocerca cancellata (South American locust), 4741 nucleotides long. Its product is annotated as glucose dehydrogenase [FAD, quinone]-like. Gene Ontology annotation, molecular function: flavin adenine dinucleotide binding; ecdysone oxidase activity. The record is from RefSeq and is a predicted model, not a curated record. The transcript has 3 exons. Lineage: Eukaryota; Metazoa; Arthropoda; Insecta; Orthoptera; Acrididae. The coding region runs from base 53 to 1972 and encodes 639 amino acids.
UGCGUCGGCGGCAGCCGUCCAGCCAGCAGCCACUCACUCCUCGCCCAGAGCUAUGGACGCGGCCGGCGCUUCGCAGUGGGCGGCGCAGGCCGGCAGCGCGUGCCCCGUGGGCGGCGGCGCCGGGGCGCUGUUCGCGCAGCUGUUGGCCACCCUGGUGCACGCACAGUGCGCGCUCGCCGACCGCAGCGCCUACCCGCCGGACACGGCGCGCCCGCUGCCCGAGUACGACUUCGUGGUGGUCGGCGCCGGGUCUGCGGGGGCGGCGGUGGCCGCCCGCCUCUCGGAGAACCCCGACUGGACGGUGCUGCUGCUCGAGGCCGGCGGCGACCCGCCGCCCACCUCCGACGUGCCCGGACUCUUCCCGCUGCUGCAGAAGACCGAGGCAGACUGGGCCUACCUGACGGAGCCGGACGGGCUGUCGUGCCUGGCGCUGAAGGGCGGCCGCUGCUCGUGGCCGCGCGGCAAGGUGCUGGGCGGCUCCAGCGUGCUCAACGCCAUGGUCUACAUCCGGGGCAGCCCGCAGGACUACGACAGCUGGGCCGCGCUCGGCAACGACGGCUGGGCCUACCGGGACGUGCUGCCGUUCUUCAAGAAGCUCGAGGACUUCGACGAGAAGGAACUGGAGAAGAGGCCGCACACCGAGUCCGUGCACGGCCGCGGCGGCCCGAUAUUCGCCACCAUGCCGGAGUUCGUCGAGCCCUACACGGACGCCCUAGUAGAGGCUGCCCGGGAGCUCGGGUUCAAGAUAAUCGAGGACUACAGCGCCGAGCCGAACUUGGGGUUCGGCCGGGUGCACUGCAACAUCAAGAACGGCACCAGGUGGAGCACGGCCCGCGGGUACCUGGCGCCGGCCAGGGACAGGAAGAACCUGCACGUCGCCAAGUUCGCCUACGUCACCAAAGUGCUCGUCGACCCGGAGACGCGGACGGCGUACGGCGUGCGGUACGUAAAAGACGGCGAGGUGAAAGAAGUCGCAGUCAAGAAGGAGGUAAUCGUAUCGGCGGGAGCCGUCGACACGCCGCACAUACUGAUGCACUCAGGAAUCGGGCCGAAAGAUCAUCUGGAGAAGUUCGGAAUACCCGUAAUAAAGGAUCUGAAGGUCGGAUACAACCUACAGGACCACCUGAUGUACACCGGGUUGUACUACACGAGAAAGCCGCCGACGAAGACGUCGCCCGAAGAGGCCGCUUUCCAGUACCUGCUGAACAGGACGGGGCCGUUGUCGACCACCAGAGUCAGCUCCUUCACCGGGUUCCUCCGGACGGACGAGGCGCCCCCCAACCGGGUGGGCCUCCCGGAGGUGGACUCGCCGACCUACCCGGACAUGCAGAUGCACUACAUCCACGUGGAGAAGGAGCUGGUGGGCGCGCUGGCGCACGACUACAACUUCGGCGAGGAGGCGGCGGCGGCGCUGGCGCGGCUGACGGAGCGCGACGACGCGCUGCUGGUGAUCCCGACGCUGCUGGCGCCGACGAGCCGCGGCCGCGUGCGCCUGGCCGGCGCCGACCCGCGCCUGCGGCCCCUCGUCGACGCCGCCUACUACGCGGACCCGCGCGACCUCGACAACCACGUGGCCGGCGUGGCGUUCGCGCACCGCAUGGGCGCGACGCGCGCGCUGCGCGACGCCGGCUUCGCCGUGCGCGACCUGCCGCUGGCGGCGUGCGCCGACCGCCGGCCCGCCACCGAGGACUACUGGCGGUGCGCGCUGCCGCACCUCACCACCACGCUGUACCACCCGGCCGGCACCGCCAAGAUGGGGCCCGCCGCAGACCCCGACGCCGUGGUCGACCCGCGGCUGCGCGUGCACGGCGUGCGAGGCCUGCGCGUGGCCGACGCCUCCGUCAUGCCGCUCGUCGUGCGCUGCAACACCAACGUGCCGUCCAUCAUGAUCGGCGAGAAGUGCGCCCACAUGGUGGCCGAGGACUGGCGGCGGCGCGACGCCGGUGCUCGCCCGCCCAAGCAGGAGCUGUAAGCCGAGGUCACCGCUUUCGGGCAAUGUCGCCCAUCUUCGGGCCCCAUUCGUAGUGGCACUGUAGCCGGUCUCCCGAGAAAACUUAGUUUCGUAUGUACAGGAUCCAGUUUGCUCCAACAGCUCACUGCGUCAGCCUAAAAGUAGUUUUUAGUCGGUUUUGCACCCCCAUUAGACAACUCUUGAGCUCAUCGCAAAUCUGCGCCUUAAAAAAUUCGAUACACAGAGAAUUAACAACAAUAAUGCCCACGGCUCGUGGCCUCGCGGUAGCGUUCUCGCUUCCCGCGCACGGGGUCCCCAGUUCGAUUCCCGGCGGCGUCAGAGAUUUUCUCUGCCUUGAAAUGACUGGGUGUUGUGUGUCUUUCAUCAUCAUUUCAUCCUCAUUCACUCGCAAAUCGCCGUAGUGGCGUUAAAGAACUUGUGGAGCGGCGGCCGAACCACCCCGCGAGGGGUCUCCCGGCGACUAAUUCCAUACGUUCAUUAUUAUUAUCAACAAUGCCACACACCCAUUACUAUUAUUAACAACAAUAAUUUCGUUUGGUUCAAUGCCGUGGAGCAAGUCUUUCAGUUGGAUGUCAUGUGUCCCUAACCUAACCCACUUACCCGACACGGUUACCUCGCUGUUUAACGUGGAUUCUCAGCUGUGUGUCGGCUGUGGAGUCUCCUCACACUGCUGAGAGGUAACGGCUACAUUAAAGGUUCACUGAAAAUUGCUGUUGCCCUACCGGGAUUCGAUUCCGCGAUUUCUCGGUUGCCAGGCAUGCUAUACAGUUAUCAUACGAUAAUAGACAUUUCAGUACUAACUCAGUCCUCAAAUGGAUGGAGCACACAACUUCUCUCCCUUAAACUAACUGAGCACUGUGGCGUGGAAACAGCAAAUCCUGUACAAUGAGACAAACACCAGGACAAAGAGAGACACUCAAACGCAUAUAUCAAUGUGAAACUGACGUUUUUUGUGUAAGGCGGUCUCUGCGUAACCACGACUAUGAUGGUGGACAGUGUCGGAAACUGGCAGUCGUGAAAUAAUAGACACCAUUCGACAGAAAAGUGUUCUUUUUUUUUUUACCUUCGCUCGGACGCUAUAGGCGACCACAGUUGUUCUAUCGCUGCACCAAAUUUCGUGGUAAACAGUGAUCGAUACACUCAGAACGUCCCUGCUAGUAGUUAACAAACGCAAGGCAUUCAAAUUUUCUGCGUGUAGUAGGUCUUUCGACAUCUGAAAAAAAUGAUAAUUAUGUGUCAUCGACAACUGCUGAUGAAAUAAGCAUUUGUGUGUAUUAUGUACUGUACCGGAGACCUAGAAACGACGGGGAGACUUCGUCCCCCCGUAGCCCUCAGUGGUUCACAACCCCACAACAGGCUACCACCCACCCCACCGCCGCCCCACACUGAACCCAGGGUUAUCAUGCGGUUCGGCCCCCAGUGGACCACCCAGGGAACGUCUCAUACCAGACGAGUGUAACCCCAAACGUUUGCGUGGUUGAGCAAUUACGGUGUACCCGUACGUGGAGACAGUGUUUGCGCAGCAUUUACUAGAAACGUAUUUAGAUUUGUGUCAAAAAUGAUGGUAGUUCUCACAUCGCUACCCAGCCUGUAUGUGUAAAGAAAAUCGUGAACUGUUGCUGCAUUCUUUGCUUAACUAUCGACAGUUAGAAGCUCUUUCCAUAUUUUGUUUUUACGUCGACUUGUAAAUAGAAAUCUGCUAUCCUCUUCCUCAGUGUGCAAAAGACACGCCACAUGGCAGCAGGGAACAGCUCUCCGCAGCCCAGGACAGAACACAGAAAUGCUAAUAUUUUUCACAUACAUCACAAUUUCAGACUGGUAUUUCACUUUACACAGGACUGUGCGCAGAUCUGAAACUACCUGGCACAUUUAAGCGGUGUGCUGGACGGACACUCGAACUUGAGACCUUCGCCUUUCGUCACAGGCAUGUGCUCUGUCGACUUACAACUCACGACCACAGCUUCACUUUACUUCCGACAGCAACGUUCGUGAAGGCAGGAAGAUAGGGUAAUGUUCGUGAAGGCAGGAAGAUAGGGCAGCAGGGGCGGCGGGGUUGAACCCGCGGCGGCAGAGCACCAGUCCUGCCGGCGGGCACACAUGUAGCCGCUGCGGUCGGUAGAGCACUUGCCCGCCGAAGGCAAAAGUCCCAGGUUCGAAUCUCCGUCUGGCAUACUGCUGUAAUCUUCCAGGAAACUUCUAUAACGCACUUAUUUUUUGUUGACCGCAUGUGAUCGCUGAAUCUCAUGCCGCUUUCACACGAUAUAUUUGUAUUUAUAAGAAUAUACGUUCCCAUAAAUGCAUUUUAACCUUGGAUAUUUCGUUUAUAUGUAUGAAGACUGUCAAUUCCAUUACUAUGUAGUGUCGAUUUAAUUUUAUUGCCAUUGUCACUACAGAAUGGUAUCUUAUAAGCGGCCAUAACAAUAUUUAUGACAAUUAUGUGAGAUAGUUCAUUGCAUAUGAUUCCACUGAUAGUUCUUCAAACGUAUCUCUUGUGUUCUCUCCAUUGCUAUACAGCUAGCCUUACGACGAUCGUUUCUCUCAAAACUGGUAGCACAUUAAAGUUUAUUUUAUCAGCGGGCCUUGGUUGUGCAUAAAUACACUUUGUUUAAAGAAAUAGGUAUUUUGUUCAGAUAGUAUUUCUUAGUUUGCAGUAUAAUUAUGAAGCAAAUUUCAGUAUAGUUUUUAUAAUUAUUCGUCACAGAUUAUUGUUUAUGACUUGCGUGUGUAAUUCCAUUCUUGUAAUAAAGAGUUGUUUAAAAAACUAAAAAA